AAAAGAGUGGACUAUCAAAGCUCCACCAGUCGUUCAGGCAUUUGAUUCCAAAGCAUAAUGUUCUCUAAAAUUGUGAUCGCUUGUGUGGUGAUGACGGCCUGUCAUGCGGGGCUGUUGCACCACGGCCCCGCAGUGUCGCAUAAUAUAGUUCAUCACGAGCAGAGCAUCCAGCAUGAAGUCCCAGUGCAUUACUCUGCACCAGCCUCCCACGGUUACUAUGCCGCCCCUGCUAUUCACGCAGCCCCUGCCCACGCUGUCGCCUCCCAUGAUGAUCAUUAUGUUGAUGAAUAUGCUCAUCCAAAAUACGGUUACUCAUAUUCGGUAGAAGAUCCGCAUACAGGCGACCACAAGUCUCAACACGAGGAGCGCGACGGCGACGUGGUAAAGGGAGAGUACUCCCUCCUGCAACCUGACGGCUCCUUCCGCAAAGUCACCUACACUGCUGACCAUCACAAUGGAUUCAACGCCAUCGUACACAACUCUCCACCUGUCAUCCAUCAUCAUUAGAACACGAGAACCCAUCCUGUGAUAUUAGAUUAAAUUUUCAGUAGUUUUUCUA
This is a messenger RNA of Papilio machaon (common yellow swallowtail), 559 nucleotides long. RefSeq names its product cuticle protein 7 (gene CPR93). Bases 58 to 507 code for a protein of 149 amino acids. The transcript has 4 exons. Lineage: Eukaryota; Metazoa; Arthropoda; Insecta; Lepidoptera; Papilionidae. Gene Ontology annotation, cellular component: extracellular matrix. The record is from RefSeq and is a predicted model, not a curated record.